UCAAAAAGAAAAACAACUUUUUAAAUUCUCAAUUGAUUACCAAGAAAUAUUAUCUCUAUCACAAAUUUCCCCUUCUUUACACUAUCUAGUUACCUUAGAAAACACUUAUAUUCAAAUACAAAACCCAAUUAUCGAACUUAUAAAUAACUCUAUUAUUACUCCAGUAUAUCAAACAGAACUUAUUAGUAUCUACAAACAAAUACAACUAAACUCAUUAGAAGAUCUCCACUUUUAUAUAGAUUCAUCAAUUAAAAAUACCCAAACACCAAAUCUUCAAUCUGGUAUUGGCUGGAUCUUAGAAAACAAUACCAAAAUUAAAUUUUCUGCAAAUAUUACAAAUGCCUCUAAUACUACAAGAGCUGAACUAGCACCAAUUAUUUUCAUACUUCUUUCUUUACUGCAAAAUCUGCAUAUACAUAUUCACUGUGAUAACUCCUUCACAAUUCAAAUUCUAAAAAACUUAUAUUAUUACCACUUAACACAAAUCAAAACUGAAAACUGGGACUAUCUACAUAUAAUUAAUAAUCUUCUUCAAAAGAAAAAUAUAUCUUUAACUAUAUACAAAGUUAAAGCACAUUCUAAAAAUAUUCUAAACCGAAAUACUGACAUUCUUGCAAAAAGAG
Messenger RNA from Racocetra persica, 623 nucleotides. NCBI's taxonomy places the organism in Eukaryota, Fungi, Glomeromycota, Glomeromycetes, Diversisporales, Gigasporaceae. The record is from the annotation of a GenBank genome assembly.